Nannospalax galili (Upper Galilee mountains blind mole rat) is the source of this 3641-nucleotide messenger RNA. RefSeq names its product solute carrier family 7 member 8 (gene Slc7a8). Gene Ontology annotation, molecular function: neutral L-amino acid transmembrane transporter activity; L-amino acid transmembrane transporter activity. The transcript has 11 exons. Gene Ontology annotation, cellular component: membrane. Bases 221 to 1825 code for a protein of 534 amino acids. Gene Ontology annotation, biological process: neutral amino acid transport; amino acid transmembrane transport. NCBI's taxonomy places the organism in Eukaryota, Metazoa, Chordata, Mammalia, Rodentia, Spalacidae. The record is from RefSeq and is a predicted model, not a curated record.
AACACUUCCCUUGUUUGUAAGCAAGAGUGACAAGUGUCGAUACAAAGUGGAAUAUUUUCCGUUUUCCCUUUUAUUUGCUUGUCACUUUCAGAAGGUAGAGCGAUCCCUAUUUCUAAAAAGGACGUCUGACUUUUAAAGUCUCUUUACGUGUCUAUACACUGACACGCACGAGCGUUUAGGAAGAAACGUAGCUUUUCAAGGUUGGAACUUAGCGAGAAAGAUGGAAAAAGGAGCCAGACACCGAAACAACCCUGCGAAGAGCCCCCCAGGUGGGAGCAGGUCGGAGGCCAGCCCCGAUGAGGCCGGCUCGGGAGGGGGCGGUGUAGCCCUGAAGAAGGAGAUCGGAUUGGUCAGCGCCUGUGGCAUCAUUGUAGGGAACAUCAUCGGCUCUGGAAUCUUUGUCUCACCAAAGGGUGUCCUGGAGAACGCUGGCUCUGUGGGCCUUGCCCUCAUCGUCUGGAUUGUGACAGGUGUCAUUACAGCUGUGGGAGCCCUCUGCUAUGCUGAGCUGGGGGUCACCAUCCCUAAAUCCGGAGGUGAUUACUCCUAUGUCAAAGAUAUCUUUGGAGGAUUGGCUGGGUUCCUGAGGCUGUGGAUUGCUGUGCUGGUGAUCUACCCCACCAAUCAAGCUGUCAUCGCCCUUACCUUCUCCAACUACGUAUUGCAGCCACUCUUUCCCACCUGCUUCCCCCCAGAGUCUGGCCUUCGACUCCUGGCUGCCAUCUGCUUAUUGCUCCUCACAUGGGUGAACUGCUCCAGUGUGCGGUGGGCCACCCGGGUUCAAGACGUCUUCACAGCUGGGAAGCUCCUGGCCCUGGCCCUCAUCAUCAUCAUGGGUGUUGUGCAGAUAUGCAAAGGAGAAUUCUUUUGGCUGGAGCCAAAGAACGCAUUUGAGAAUUUCCAAGAACCUGACAUCGGCCUCGUCGCUCUGGCUUUCCUCCAGGGCUCCUUUGCCUAUGGAGGCUGGAACUUUCUUAAUUAUGUGACUGAGGAACUUGUGGAUCCCUACAAGAACCUUCCCAGAGCCAUCUUCAUCUCCAUCCCACUGGUCACAUUUGUGUAUGUCUUUGCCAAUGUCGCGUAUGUCACAGCAAUGUCCCCCCAGGAGCUGCUGGCAUCAAACGCAGUCGCUGUGACUUUUGGAGAGAAGCUCCUAGGAGUCAUGGCCUGGAUCAUGCCCAUUUCUGUUGCCCUGUCCACAUUUGGAGGAGUUAAUGGAUCUCUCUUCACCUCCUCCCGGCUGUUCUUUGCUGGAGCCAGAGAAGGCCACCUUCCCAGCGUGUUGGCCAUGAUCCACGUGAAGCGCUGCACCCCAAUCCCAGCCCUGCUCUUCACAUGCCUCUCCACCCUGCUGAUGCUGGUCACCAGUGACAUGUACACACUCAUCAAUUACGUGGGCUUCAUCAACUACCUCUUCUAUGGGGUCACAGUUGCAGGACAGAUAGUCCUUCGCUGGAAAAAGCCUGACAUCCCCCGCCCCAUCAAGAUCAACCUGCUGUUCCCCAUCAUCUACUUGCUGUUCUGGGCCUUCCUGCUGAUCUUCAGCCUGUGGUCGGAACCAGUGGUGUGCGGCAUUGGCCUGGCCAUCAUGCUGACCGGAGUACCUGUCUACUUCCUGGGUGUCUACUGGCAACACAAGCCCAAGUGUUUCAAUUACUUCAUUGAAUCACUAACCCUAGUGAGCCAGAAGAUGUGUGUGGUUGUAUAUCCCCAAGUGGAGGAGGAUGCAGAGGCAAGUACGGACAUGGAGGAGGAACAACAGAAGCCCAUCUACCAACCCACUCCUACUAAGGACCAGGACUCCAUAGAGCAGCCUCAGCCAUGAGACCUGUCCUCCCUUUAACUGACUGCCCCCUCCUUCAUCCCCCUUUCUGCCCUGCUUCCCUGCCUGAGUCCCCACAACACCACACACACACACACACACACACACACACACACACACACUUCUACUUCUGUCAGGCAGGGGUAGGACCUAGAUGUCUAUGGGAAGAAGUUCUAAAGAAAGACACUGACAUUUGUACCCAACGACUCUGCCUGCCCGCACUCCAGGGGUUAGAGGGUAGACAUGUGUGGGUACUCUACUGGGCCCUCUCUCUUGGCCCAUGCCCUUAGGUACCACUUAGGAACCUGAAUUCACUACUGCCUCCCCUCUCCAUUCCUGAGCCCAAAUGAAACCUCAGAUCAGAAGGAAGUGGGAGUCACAGUGAAUUAGUGGGGAAAAACAGAGGUAAACAAAUGUCACCACUAAAGAUCAGCUAGAGGGACAUAAAUGCCUCCCCAUUCACCAGGGACCAUCCUGUACCACCACCACAUCAUUCACCCAGUGUAGGUUCCCCAAUCCCAGAAUGUUUCCUUUCAGGGUACCUUCUCCCCAUUGAGCUAAGGACCAAGAAGGGGGACCACCCUAUCCCCCAGCUCCAAGCCAGGCUUGAAGAAUACACAGGGAAAGUCUCAGAUUGCAGAAACCCAGCCCUGCCCUUGCCCCUGCCCCCGUCCCUGCCCCCAGUGUGAUACCAAAGCUCCCUGAAGCCAGAAAGACUUCUUAUGUUCAGUCUAGUGGACAUCUCCUUCUUAAUGACAGAGCUACUCUGUCCCUCCUCACCCCUGUGUGAAGGAACAGUGGCCCUCUUACCCCAGCUCUCUUCCCACCCACAGCACUGCUGGUCCCUUUCACAAUGCCCUUUUCCUCCUUUGGACCUUGGCUCAAAGACCAGGUAUGAAGGAUCCCCAAGCCCUUCAGGCCUGAAAUCAGAGCCAAAUCAGCCUUAAGUCACCUCCUAUCCAAGAACUGAACCUAAAAAUACUCCCUAUUUCUAACCUUCAGGACAGACCUGGUGUUAAAUGUGAUCCAUGGGAGGAAGGGUGCUUUCCCACCUCCCAGAGCUACCCAUUCCACACCCUAGAGGGCUGUGUGGGGAGAAGGUGUUUUCUGAAGGCCAGUUCCUCUCCUUCCCCAACUCUAAUGACUCCACCGCCAGUGUGACAUCCCAUUUAGGGCAACAUGAGAGGGUAGUGUCAGAAUGGCUCUCAUUUUGGAGACCUCAGAAAAGUACCUUCUCUGUGGUCUGAGGGUUUCUGACUUUCCCUGUGCUCCAGGAAGGUAGCAGUGUUUGCUUUAGCCUGGCAACCUCCCCAGCCACACCUGUUGUGCUAAGGACUGGAUCCUUUGAUCCCAAGCAGGAACCCCACCUCCAUUCCAUCUGCUUAAACUGGAAUACCCAGGGACCCCUCCUGGCUCUGCCAUGUCUCCCAGCUUCCCACCUAGCUCACCUGACCCUUAAUUGGUGAGAGGCUAGGUUUAGGCUAAAUUAUGGCCCUUCAAAGUCAAACCCAAGCAGGCUGUGGGGCCUCUGGAGGACCAGGGACCACCCUUCUGCUCCUUCUCAUUCCUCCGUCUUUACCCACGCCUCCUUCAGCCACCCCGCCUUCAAUUAUCUUUUUUUUUUUUUUUAAGUGGAUGCCUUACUUUUUGGAUAAAUAUUUUUGAAAAUGGUAUUUUUAUUUCUUUUUGACUUUUUAAUGUAAGGUGGUUUGGGGUAGAGCUACAACCCCGAUAAUCUGUCAUUGAAUUCAUUUAGGGUUUACAGUUUAGUUUUGUGGAAUUUUUCUUUUCAUGUAAUAAAAUGUGAAAUGGAAAUGAA